This is a messenger RNA of Anguilla anguilla (European eel), 1354 nucleotides long. It is a transcript of the gene sft2d1, whose product is annotated as SFT2 domain containing 1. The record is from RefSeq and is a predicted model, not a curated record. The transcript has 8 exons. Lineage: Eukaryota; Metazoa; Chordata; Actinopteri; Anguilliformes; Anguillidae. Gene Ontology annotation, cellular component: membrane. Bases 129 to 611 code for a protein of 160 amino acids. Gene Ontology annotation, biological process: vesicle-mediated transport.
GCCCCCGUGACUUCUCUGACAGUAGUGUAGUGUGAACGCCAACAAGUACUAGGAAGUGAAUGAAUUUUAACAUACAUUGGUGAAAUAGGCCAAAUACCCACGGUUUUGCACAACGAAUUAAAAAGGUAAUGGAUAAGCUUCGUCGCGUAUUGAGUGGUCAGGAGGAGAACGAGGAACUUGGACUUACUUCUCAGGUCCUGGACGCCUCCACGCUCAGCUACAGCACGCGGGUCAAAUGGUUCAUCAUCUGCUUCGUUUCCGGGAUCCUGUGUUCCAUACUUGGGACAGCGUUGCUCUUCCUGCCCAAAGGCACCCAGCUGUUUGCAGUAUUCUACACCUUGGGGAACCUUGCAGCCUUGUCCAGCACCUGCUUCCUGAUGGGACCCCUGAAGCAGCUGAAGCGCAUGUUCGAGCCCACCAGACUGCUCGCCACCUGUGUGAUGCUGCUCUGCUUCAUAUUGACCUUGUGUUCAGUCUUUUGGUGGCAUAAGAAGGGGCUGGCCAUUGUCUUCUGCAUACUCCAGUUCUUGGCGAUGACGUGGUACAGCAUCUCCUACAUUCCGUUCGCCAGGGAUGCUGUGAUGAAGUGCUUCACUUCAUGUCUGAAUUAAAUCACUUUACUCCAACAAAUCAUGUGAAGACUGGUCCCAGUUUGCAAAAAGAAAAAAAAAAGACAGUAAAUAUGUAAAAUACAUUUUUAUUUAAUUUUUUAAAAAUUUUCUGCCCUUAAAUUUACUAUAUGAAAGAUACUAUUUUGGAGAACAGCCAUUAUGUAAUUAUAUCAGCAGCUAUUAGAGGCUACAUAUAAGCUGCAAAAAAAUGAAAUGUUAGUGGAUAAUUACUUCUUAAAUAACUCUUGUUUUUCUAGUUUGAUUCAUUUUUGUACUUAACGAGUUUAUUUAGCUCAUAUUGCUUGUUUUAAGGGACAUCAAGUACAUUUUUAUUUUGCCACUGACAGGUAAUUUUGCUUAUUUUAAAUCAUGCAUAUUUUUUCUUUUAUUUUGGUUACAUUUUUACAGUGUAUGAACUAACAUUACUGAGCUGUGUACGUGCACAAGCAAAAUAUUUUUUAUGUGAGUUCAUUCUUUGGGUGUGAGAGCAGAAUGCUUGAUGAAAAUAUUAAAAAUGUCUAUAGUAAUAUAUCCUGAGACAGAAUGACACCAUAUUCUUGUGAAUUUCUUAGCUCGUUUCUGGAUUCAGUGUAAAAUUGGGAACAAACGACGCUUUUUGUGUCUCAUGUCCUCGAUAAUUCGUGCGUCAUAACUACUAACCGUUUUGCACCAUGUGAAGACCGUUUAUUUUUAUAGAUAUUUUGAUCUUCAUUCCACAUAAUAAAGUAUUUGUAUUGAACUUA